UUUAGUUUAGAUAGAAACCGACAUAUUUUCUUCCCUCGACAUCUGUUUAUGUUUCCGCCGUCGCCCGGUUGUGAAACAUCGUACUUCGAUGUUCAGAGUUUAGGAACAGUUCCAAUUCGCCGGUCGCUACUGCGCAUUACGAAUACUUUUAGUUCGGAAAUCUUCGAGCAAUUAAACCAAUCUAUUUCUCCAAAUCUUCAAGCAAGCAAAUCGUGCUUGUGGGUUUCUCUCCAAGAGUGUAGAUACAUUGGCUGAAUUGUUGUUGCAAGUAAGCGCAGCGAGAUGAAGGUGGUGGCCUUGGUCAGUGGUGGCAAAGACAGUUGUUAUGCCAUGAUGCAAUGCAUCCGCUAUGGGCAUGAGGUUGUGGCUUUGGCGAAUUUAUUGCCUGCGGACGAUUCAAUUGAUGAAUUAGACAGUUAUAUGUAUCAAACUGUGGGGCAUCAAAUUGUUGUCAGCUAUGCAAAAUGUAUGGGAUUACCAUUAUUCAGAAGACGAUUACAAGGAUCCACCAGGCAUCAUGAACUUAGUUACAAAAUGACUCCUGGAGACGAAGUUGAAGAUAUGUUUAUUUUAUUAAGCGAAGUAAAGAGGCAAAUACCAGAUAUAUCAGCAGUUUCUUCUGGUGCAAUAGCAUCAGACUAUCAGAGGCUACGUGUUGAAAGCGUGUGUUCACGAUUGGGACUUGUAUCUUUAGCUUAUCUAUGGAAACAAGAGCAGUCACUCCUCCUUGAAGAAAUGAUAACAAGUGGGAUCUUUGCUCUUCUUGUAAAGGUUGCCGCUCUUGGAUUGCACCCAGCUAAGCACCUGGGAAAGGAAUUAUCACAUAUGAAGACCCAUCUGCAUCAUUUAAAUGGCUUAUAUGGAAUCAAUGUAUGUGGUGAAGGCGGGGAGUAUGAAACUUUGACACUUGAUUGUCCCCUUUUCAAGUUUGCUCGAAUAGUUCUGGAUGAUUUUAAAGUUGUUCUGCACUCUUCCGAUUCCAUAGCUCCUGUUGGAGUUCUUCAUCCUUUGGCCUUCCAUUUAGAACCUAAGGGAUUGGCUACAGAUUCAAGUGAUAGUAAUCUUAGAAACGGUAUUUGCUGUGAAGAUGUGAAUUGUGUUUAUGAAGUUCAAGGAGAUUGCACAUUAUUACAUGCAAACCCAAGCCAGCGUUCCGAAUCUCUUUCUGAUAUUAUAGAAAAUACAAUCUGUCAUUUGAAGAUGUCAAAAAUAGACAUGGGGGAUACAUUUUUCAUCUGUUGUUGGUUGCAAGAUGCAGACGGUUUCUCAACUGGUUUGCAGAGUGAUCUCAAAGCGGUUUUAUCCCAUCUUGAGUUGCAACUUCAGCAAUAUGGUUCUAGUUGGGAGGAUGUACUCUAUAUUCAUCUAUACAUUGCAGAUAUGAAUGAGUUUUCUGUGGCAAAUGAAACGUACGUGAGUUUUAUCACCCAAGAAAAAUGCCGAUUUGGUGUUCCAUCACGCAGUACAGUAGAAUUGCCUUUGUCACAAGUAGGAUUAGGAAAAGCAUAUUGUGAAGUUUUGGUGGCAAGGGACAAAACCAAACAAGUUCUACAUGUACAAAGUAUUUCGCGAUGGGCGCCUAGUUGCAUAGGGCCCUACAGCCAGGCAACGUUACAUCGCAGCAUACUUCAUAUGGCUGGGCAACUUGGUCUUGAUCCUCCGACAAUGACCCUUUGUAACGGUGGCGUUACUUCGGAGUUAGAGCAAGCGUUGUUAAAUAGUGAAGCAAUUGCAAAUUCCUUUGGUUGUUCAAUAUCUUCCUCUGCAAUUUCCUUCGUUGUCUACUGUUCAAGACGGACUGUAUCAGUGGAUAUGACAGAACUGCAAUAUAAGUGGGAAGAGUUUAUGAAGCAGUUUAAGAAACUUCAUUCAGCUAAGCGAAGUUCAUUAUUUGAUCCAAUUCUUUUGUUUGUUCUUGUUCCCGAACUUCCAAAGAGAGUACUCUUAGAAAUAAAGCCAACACUUUACAUAGAGGAGGAUGAUAUGGAAUCAGCAAGCAACAUCAAAAUUCAAGAUCAAACACAUGGAAUACCGCAAAACUACUGGGGGUUUCAGGAAGAUCCGUGGCAUGAUUCUUGUGUUCAGAAAUGCAUUGCGCUAGGAAAUGUAUGUGCUGUUACGCUGAGCAUUACAAGUGAAAGUAUUGCAAAGAUUUGUAAUGACUCUCUUGGUUCUGGGCAUCCCCUUUCUGAAGGACAAACUGAAGAAAUUGCAAAAUUCUGCGUUUAUCUUCUCGACAAAAUCCUCAUCGAGAACCUGUUUUCCUGGGACAAUCUCAUGUACUUAAGGAUCUACUAUCGAACCGGUUCUUUGAUCCGAAUGGAGAUAUUGUCCCUUGGAUUCAAUCAAGCAUUCCGAGAAUUUGCGGAAAUUAAUUCAAGUUUCAAGAAUGACCACGAUUCUAUCUUUAAUCUCGUUCCUGUGCUCGGUUCUGGGAGGUCUGCGACAUCUAUGGAUGCAGCGUUGACAUGCGAGCUAUUGGCUCAUAAACCUUCUUGUUAGACUGGUUUGAUACUUCCUUUCCACGAAAACGUAAAGGAUAGAUUGAAGAUGCAGCAUGGUUAAUGGUUAAGCCUUGGAAUAUUUGAUUGUUUGCCUCAUGUUUGAUUGGGUUUUGGUUAGGAAAAUAUUUAUUAUCCUCUUUGAUAUUUUGGUUGGGAAGAAAUUUGCUUCUUUUUUUACCUUUUGUGUUUUUUUGUUAAAACUAUUUGGUUACAAAAGGAUAGGUUUUCCUCAGGGUGUUUUUUAGCUUUUUGUUUAUUUAAUAAACACUUUAUCUGGUUGCUUUACCAAUCAAAAAUCAAUAGUCAAAAGUUAAUUAUAAACCGAUGAAAAAAUCAUGUAUAAGGCCGCACCCAAUGUGAUCUACUUCCUCCGUGUCUUUCAAUUUAGGUCGUUUUUUAUUUAUGGAUUUUGCUAGUUAUUUUGCCUCAUUUCUUUGUUUGUAUAUAGAUUUCUGUUACUUUUUGACAUGUCGUGUACAUUUCAACUCAUCUUUAAAAUAAACUCUAUUAUCGACUAUCUUUCAUGAGGUAUUCAAUAGCAAAGUAUCUCAAAAUUCUAGAUAACAUAAAUACUAAUUCUAAUAUUUUUGCAACACGCAACUCUAUAGGAUAUUUAAUGUCAAUU
This is a messenger RNA of Amaranthus tricolor (Joseph's coat), 3129 nucleotides long. Its product is annotated as diphthine--ammonia ligase. The transcript has 13 exons. Gene Ontology annotation, molecular function: diphthine-ammonia ligase activity. The record is from RefSeq and is a predicted model, not a curated record. NCBI's taxonomy places the organism in Eukaryota, Viridiplantae, Streptophyta, Magnoliopsida, Caryophyllales, Amaranthaceae. Bases 283 to 2502 code for a protein of 739 amino acids. Gene Ontology annotation, biological process: protein histidyl modification to diphthamide.